AUGGCGAUGGACGAGGGCAACAGCGGGUUUUCCAACCUGUCUAUAAACUGCACCAAGCUAUCCGAUAACGAACAUGUGGAGCUGAUCAGACGAAGUCAAAUUGCUGUUCCAAUUAUAUUUGGAUUAAUUCUGAUUUUUGGCAUCAUCGGGAAUGGCUCGGUUGUCUGGAUUGUUUUGAAAAGCAAACAAAUGAGGACAAUUCCUAAUAUCUACAUUGUGUCUUUGGCCCUUGGAGACUUGUUACUUAUUCUUAUCGCAGUACCGUUUUCUGUCUUUAUUUACAUGUUUGACGAGUGGUACUUCGGUGUGACUUUGUGCAAAGUGAACUUCUUCAUGGAGUCAUUUUCCCUGGGUACUUCAGUGUUCACACUGACCUUACUUAGCAUCGACCGUUACUUGGCAAUCUCAUAUCCCAUGCAGAAAAGAUCAGGUGCUUCUGUAAAGAAAACUGUUUGUCGAGCGUCGUCCGUUUGGGCGAUUAGUUCGUGUCUAGCCAUACCGGAUGUCUUAUCUUCAGGGGUCAUACGGAGCCCAUGUGUCACAUAUUGCGACCCGUAUAAAGUGAACUGGGGAGAGUGGUACACCAAGUUCCAUGUCACAUACCGCUUUGUGAUAUAUUUUGCCAUACCCAUUCUUAUCAUCGGAGUGUGUUACUGUUCAAUGGCAAAAGCCCUUUUAUGUAACGAUUCCGGGAUUUUGGUGGAAGUAACAAUUAACAGGCAAAGUGUUUCGAGAACACACGCUAGCAGAACACAAGUUGCCAAAUUGGUCCUCUCCUUUGUCGUGGUGUUUGCAGUGUGCUGGCUGCCCCGUCAUUUAUUUCUCCUGUCGGGCAUUAGCCCAGAGUCAUUUGCUCAGUCGGACAUUAGCCCAGAGUCAUUUGCCCAGGCGGAUAUUAGCCCAGAGUCAUUUGCCCAGGCGGAUAUUAGCCCAGAGUCAUUGGCCCAGGCGGAUAUUAGCCCAGAGUCAUCUGCCCAGGCGGACAUUAGCCCAGAGUCAUUGGCCCAGGCGGAUAUUAGCCCAGAGCCAUUUGCCCAGGCGGACAUUAGCGAGAGUAAUUUGUCCAGUCGAACAUUAGCCCAAGGCCAUUUACUCAGGUGA
Molecule: messenger RNA, 1101 nt
Organism: Liolophura sinensis
Lineage: Eukaryota; Metazoa; Mollusca; Polyplacophora; Chitonida; Chitonidae
Product: neuropeptide CCHamide-1 receptor-like
Exons: 2
Coding region: 1-1101 (366 amino acids)
Biological process (GO): G protein-coupled receptor signaling pathway
Cellular component (GO): plasma membrane
Molecular function (GO): neuropeptide receptor activity
Source: RefSeq, a predicted model, not a curated record